AUGCUGCAGGGCGCUGGACUCGCCAUUCGUUUCAUCUUUCCAUAUGCACGACUCAAGAACAUUCGAACCUCCAGCUUCUACACGGAAUGUAUCCUUACCGAUUUUGAGCGCGUCAUUGGAUAUUUCCGAAUCGAAGCAAUGGCAACAAACAAUGCAUACCCCAUAUCUUCAAACUCACGAACAAAGUUGAGCGCUUUUCGCUUCCAGGAAGGCGAAGUAGUUCCCGACGGCGCCAGCUCGAAAGACGAGACGACAUCAGUCAAUGGGAACAAACAACAUGAGGAUCCGGGCUCUAACAGUGUGAGGGAGCCGAUGCAGACUUCUUCUGAUAAAGGAUAUUCUCCGCCUCUCGAAGCUCAAGCACCGGAACCCCAAUUACAAGAAUCAAAGCCGAUUAAAGAAUGCCCUCAGACUCCGGGAAACAAGAUACCUCUGGCAGAUUUGAUCAGCAAUGCUGAGGAUUCGUUUAAUCCUGCCGAAGUCCCGGAAAUGACGCCAGUUGAUCAAGUCAUCUGGCAGCAUGUGCCUGCCAGCUCGAACCCAGACACCUCGUCCCAGACACCAGCGGGUCGUCGUAGGAAGCGCCGGCACAGCUCUUCGCCUACUGGCUCUCCCUCGAAAGGGACUAAGAAAAAGGUGCAAAAAGAACCCUUUGAUCUUAAUUCAAUACAAGUCCUAUUCAAGACACCGCAGCAUGAUAUGGCCGCUGAAUUGUGGAGUAACUACAUGGAUAAAAACAUGGUCGAUGGCCCGGAUGAUCUUCCGCCGCCACGGUUCGCAAAUCUUCUUUCCUCCUCACCCCAGACACCAGGUUCGAGCAGAACAAGUCGAGACUCGUCAGGGCUGAGACGCGCGAUUAGCUGCACCACCGAUUUCCCCACCUCUCGAACAAAACGGCGACGAGUCAAUGGACUAGAUGUCAGCCGUGGCAUAUUUCAACGAACUAACAGCAAUGUCGAAUCUGAGAGACCCAAGUCCUCCAGGAUCAACUAUCUUAUGGAGAAAAUUGAAAGAAGCAUAUACAUGGCCACUGCCGAUGCGGGUCCACCUGGAUCGUCACCCCUACGCCAACAUGUGGAUACACGGAGGUGCCGAUCGUCUUCACCCACGAAGAACUGGAGGCUUCACGAGGCCGACGAAGAAACCACUGAAUCCCCAUGUGCUGUACCACCUGGGAAGGUGAGAACUGGGAAACUGCCCAGUCUUCAAGAGUCGUCCGACGAGUUCGGAGACGAUGAUCUUGAUCAAGGUCUUCUGGACCUGGUUAAUGCCUCGGAGGAUCCUUUCAUUGAGCCGGCACAUGCAUCUACCGAGUUUGUGUCUCUGGGGUCUUCUGAAUGGGCUGGCCUUGACGCAGAAAAGUCUCGUUCAUGGCAGCCUGAAGAUUCAAUGCUCAACAGCAAGCCUCUCAUGACAAUACCCCAUAGCACUACGACUAACGAAACAAAACGCGAUGAUAUCGAUGAAUUCGAUGAAUUUGAAUAUGAAUACGAUGAUCUGCCUGACAACUUGCAGGAAAUACUUGCAAAAUGUGAUACAAAGCCCGUUCCGGUCAAUCUAUUGAAUUCAACGGCCGCUGGACCAUCUUUGCAGAGAUCAGAUACAAUGAAUACCCCGGUGAAUGGCAGUAUGCAUAGCAAACCCCCAACCGCCAUACCUGUCAAACCUGAGGUGGCAUCAUCGGAUGAUGAGUUUGAUGAUGAUUUUGAUCUGGAAGCCAUUGAGCAAACUAUGAAGCAAGCAGGUGAAGGUGGACUCGCUCAUAACCUCAAAGGUCGCCAAGCUAUCAAACGUUACCGGGUCGUUGAGAUCACGAAGAGCACAUAUGUUACUCCGAAAGGACGUACUCAGCCAGAGCAGGGCUUGCUAGUUGAAGACGAGAAAACCCGAGACCGCAAGUCUAUUAUCUUGCGAGAGUCAUGGUUCGACACUCCCUGCAGCAAGGAUUCGUAUAUCCACCUAGUCGGGGACUUCAACGCAGCCGGCCAAUGCAUUGUGGAUAAUUUGAACCACAUGAUCAUUCUUCACCCCGACCAUCUCAUUUCAGCUACGGUCGUAGCAGACUCGGUAGACUGCCAGCGACGAGCUGUGCUUCAAGAUCGAGUCAAAGUCAUUGGCGCACUCGAGCGACCGCAAGCCUUUGGAGUGUUUUUCCACGAAGUUUUUCAAGAAGCUCUCAAAGCGAACAAAUGGGAUAUGAAGUCAUUGAAGACAUUGGUCGAAACCGUCCUGGGCAGACACAUCGAAGAGCUGUACUCGAUUCAAAUGAGUAUCCCAGAAGCUGUUGAAUAUCUCAUGAGCAGGAUGCCUGCUGUUCUAGACUGGGCAGAUGCUUUCCUGCAUCUCAAGCCACAGGCCAAUUCUAUGGUUGAAGACCGCAAUAACUCUAAGCUGAACUUGAGUAUCAAUAAACUGCUUGAGGUAGAGGAGCACAUCUGGUCCCCAAUGUAUGGCCUCAAAGGCAAUAUCGAUGCGACGGUACAAGUCACUUGCCGUGAAGAUGAAAUGGAGAAGAACCUGGUGGUUCCGCUGGAACUCAAGACUGGGCGAAGGGAUACAAGCCAGUCACAUAGGGCCCAAACAGCUCUCUACACUCUCCUCCUGUCGGAUCGCUAUGAUAUCGAUGUUACAUUUGGGCUUCUCUACUACCUCGAGUUAACGAAAACACUCAGCAUCCGUGCGGUUCGACACGAACUGCUCCAGAUGAUCCAGGUGCGCAAUCACCUCUCUGGCUAUAUUCGUGAGAGGCAGCAGCUUCCACCGAUGCUGAAAAAAGCUCGUCAAUGUAUUCGAUGCUAUGCCAAGACUCCUUGUCUCAUCUAUCACAAGCUCUCCGAGGAUGGCGAUGGCGAGACCAGUGCACUUGGCGAGGAUUUCGAUGCAGUUGUUGGUCACCUGGACAACGGUGAUCGGGACUUCUUUCGCAAAUGGGAUGAACUUCUCACCAAAGAAGAAGGUAAUAUCGUGAAGUUCCGGCGAGAACUUUGGACAUUGCUGAGUAGCGAGCGAGAAGCCCUGGGUCGAUGCUUCGGGGAUGUCGUUAUCGACCCGCAUUCUGCGUAUGAGGAGAAGACUGGGACAAGGAUCAAUCGCUACCAUUAUACGUUCGUUAAAAGACAAGCGUCUCCUGGUUUCUCCUUUGCUGAAUCCCAAAUAUCUGUCGGUGAACCAAUUGUCAUUUCGGAUGAGAAGGGCCAUUUUGCUCUCACCAAUGGAUACGUGCUGCAUACUAGUUCGUCACACAUCAAGGUUGGCGUGGACCGGAAACUUCACAAUGCACGAUCAAAGACGACUGGCUUCGAUGAAGUCACAAAUCAGUCUUUCAGGGGAAUCAUGGAGAUUGGGACAGAAGAGCCUGCUGCCCUGCAGAGCCCAGACGAGCAGCUCGUUUACCGGAUCGACAAAGAUGAGUUUAGCAACGGCAUGGCCAUUGUUCGAAAUAAUCUCAUCUGUAUGAUGGAUAAAGACUUGUUCCAAGCGAGGCAGCUUCGACAGCUCAUUGUUCAGGGGCAGGCGCCUGCCUUCAAGACGAUGUCGUCUUCAUACUCGAUCUCCGAUCCUGGCAAUCUCAACGUAGACCAAAGACAAGCCAUUGACAAAGUGAUGAGCGCCAAAGACUAUGCUCUUGUCCUUGGAAUGCCUGGGACUGGCAAGACCACGACCAUUGCUCAUAUCAUUAGGGCCCUUGUUUCUCAAGGCAAGAGUGUUCUUCUUACGUCUUACACCCACACUGCCGUCGACAACAUUCUGCUGAAGAUUCGAGACGACAACAUCCGUGUACUGCGUAUAGGUGCAACCGCCAAAAUUCAUCCAGAUGUUCAGAAAUUUGCCGAUCUUGCCGCAGUCCAAAAAUCAACCAUUGAAGAACUUAAGGAUUCAUACGAAAAGCCGCAGGUCGUUGCCACUACUUGUCUCGGAAUCAACCAUAACAUUUUCAACCAACGCAUUUUUGACUAUUGUAUUGUCGACGAAGCAUCGCAGAUCACGCUCCCAGUCUGCCUCGGCCCGAUUCGUAUGGCAAGGACUUUCAUCCUGGUGGGUGAUCACUAUCAAUUGCCGCCGCUUGUGCAGAAUAAAGCGGCCCAGGAAGGAGGACUUGAUAUCAGUCUCUUCAAACUACUAUCGGAUGCACAACCAGGUUCGGUUGUCAACCUAGAGCAUCAGUACCGCAUGUGUGAGGAAAUCAUGUUACUUUCAAACACUCUGAUUUACUCGGGCCGUCUCAAAUGCGGCACGCCGCAGGUAGCAGCCCGAUCUUUGGAUAUACCCGACAUCAACGCACUAGAGAAAUUCCAUGUCGAGGACUUGAGUCAUGCUCUGUCACAGUCAACCCGAGAAAUAUGCCCGGGUGUCCCCAGUAGCCCGUGUUGGCUCCGAGACUUACUGACGCCAUCUGCGAAGACCCGCCUGGUCAACACCGAUCCCAUCGGCCCCGCAGCCCUCGAGAUAGCACAGGGAAACCGUGUCGUGAAUCACAUGGAGGUCUUCCUUUGCUCGCAACUUGUGGAGUCAUUCAUUGCCUGUGGUAUUCCCGCGCGCGACAUUGGUGUGAUCACUUUCUACCGCAGUCAACUCUCGCUCAUUCGCCAGAGCCUGCGACGCUACGGCCCAGAUCUGGAAAUGCACACCACAGACAAGUUCCAAGGCCGCGACAAAGCGGUCAUCAUUUUGAGCUGCGUCCGCAGUAACGCCGAAAACAACGUCGGCGAGCUACUGCGCGACUGGCGCCGUGUCAACGUCGCCUUCACCCGCGCCCAGACCAAGCUCCUCGUUGUCGGCAGCAGAUCCACUCUCCGUGAUGGCAACGAGCUCCUCUGCAAAUAUGUGCGCCUGAUGGAAAGCAAAAAUUGGGUUUAUAACUUGCCCAGCGGAGCGAUAGAGAAGCAUUUCUUCCCCUCUUGUACCACACAAUCGCAGCUCAUGUCUCCGGGUGCGGCUUUGACUCCUCGCUCUACCAAGGGCAAAGGUAAUGGCAAGAACAAAUUGCCUCCUUCGCGUUCUUCCCGUGAACCACUGAGCCCAUUGGGCUCCCGACAAGCAGCGCCCGGUCUACGAAAGCCUUCCAAGACAGGUGCAAAGUUGUUCAACGGCACGAAGGUGGUUGGGAAUCGGCCCAUCUUACGAGACAUAGUGAAUGACUUGACGGGCUAG
Messenger RNA from Penicillium roqueforti, 5151 nucleotides. Its product is annotated as bifunctional ATP-dependent DNA helicase/ssDNA endodeoxyribonuclease DNA2. Bases 1 to 5151 code for a protein of 1716 amino acids. Gene Ontology annotation, molecular function: 5'-flap endonuclease activity; single-stranded DNA helicase activity. The transcript has 6 exons. Lineage: Eukaryota; Fungi; Ascomycota; Eurotiomycetes; Eurotiales; Aspergillaceae. The record is from RefSeq and is a predicted model, not a curated record. Gene Ontology annotation, cellular component: cytoplasm. Gene Ontology annotation, biological process: replication fork reversal.